Molecule: messenger RNA, 696 nt
Organism: Pseudozyma flocculosa PF-1
Lineage: Eukaryota; Fungi; Basidiomycota; Ustilaginomycetes; Ustilaginales; Ustilaginaceae
Exons: 2
Coding region: 1-696 (231 amino acids)
Source: RefSeq, a predicted model, not a curated record
AUGUCAUACGCCUUCCACUUCCCAUCCCCACCCCUAUCGAGCCACACCACGUCGACCGGUGGGAUAACGAUACGGUCGCACCCUCGGCAGGACUGGUGGCGUACCCCUCCGCCAACACGGGUGGAGCGGGCGGAAGGGCCGUUCUACUGCCGUCGUAUCUCCGCCACCUCGCCGCGGUGGAGGUUCAGCGCCUGGAUCACGUCCGACUACACCGUGCAGUACGACCAGGCCGGUGUACUCCUCUUUGCGGGCAGGCCGGCAGAGCAGGAUGCCCAUUGGAUCAAGGCCGGGGUCGAGAUGGAACAUGGUGCCACUUUCCUGGCCUGCGUCACCUCGGCGCCCUGGAGCGACUUUUCCACAUCCCCCUCCCCCUCUCCCUCGCCCAUCACGCCAACUCAGGCCGUCUUCAUCCAGCUCACGCGCAACACGACCGAAAUUGGAGACACCAUCGUCAUCAAGUACUACCUCUCUCCUCCCGCCGUCGCCGACGACGAGGACAGACACCGCACCGACCCCUCGUGGCUUCCAGACGACAAGGACCUCGUCCAGCUGCGCGAGAUCCCCGCCUUCAACGUCCUCCCCGACGGAUCCCGCAGGCAGACGGACGAGUGGUACGUCGGCGUCAUGACUUGCGGUCCCAAGAACGACGAGGGCACACAGGCCACCUUUGAAGCGCUCAGGUUCGAAGAGUUCUAG